UGGUAUACUACAUUGAGCCUACUCAAUUAGAAGUUUUUCAUACGCUGUGGACGGUUAUUACGUGAGUUAAGGUCAGUGCUUAUUGUUUGUGUUCAUUGGACAGUAUGUGUGCAGCCAAACGCAAACGUUCCGUUAUUAAGGUCGAUAAGAAUCGGCAUCGCAUCAAAGCUCGCGAGGACCAAGCCAAACUAGAGGCCGAAGAAGCCGCUCUGAAAGCGAGCAAGAAGAACAAUAGUGGUAGUAAUAGUAAGGCAACUAAGAAGGCCUUCAAAGAGACUGAUAAUGCCAGGGAAGUGUUAGAGGUGGUCGCUGAUGAGGGUGACGACAAUCACGCAGAUGUGCAUGAGGACAACAAGGAGGGCGACGAGGAGCGUACAGAUGCAGACAGAGAACUCAUUGAGACCUUCCACGUGGUGCAGAAGCAGAUCUCACAGAUCGAGAAUACUGUACUGUACAAUGUAAGUGCGACAGAAAAAGAGAAAGAUGAAGCCAAGCACAAAGUCAAGGGACUGCAAAACCAGUUAAAGGACUUGGGAGGACUUGCUGCGUAUCAGAAAGCAAGCGUGUUGGGUGAAGCGGCCGGCGGAGGGUUUGAUAGCUCGCGAUUUGUACUACAGGAAUUAGUGGAGAUACUCAAACUCAAGAACAAACGAAGUGAUGGUAAUGUGUUUUUGCCAGAAGCUAAGUUGUUGGAUGUAGGGGCGAUCAUACACAGAUACACCAGGAACGAUGUGGCGCGCGUGGGUACGAAAUUGGAUGCAUUGAGUAUAGAUCUAGAGACGAAUUUGGCGGACAAGAAGGUGAGAAAGGUUGAUUUCUUUGAUUUUGCACCUCUUUGUCUAAGAGGAGAGGCCAAUACUGCAGACGCAGACGCUACUCAGGCAGGUGCACAGAAGCGCAAAGCAGAUGGUGACAAGGAUCGUAGUGUAAAACCACACUGUUUCGAUAUAGUGGUAUUAUCGCUUGUGCUCAAUUUUGUGCCAGACCCUCGUAAGCGUGCGGAGAUGUUAUUGCUCACGCGCGAGUUACUGUCAGCGUCAUCUCUGGGAAUUAUGUUCCUAGUCUUACCCAGUGCUUGUGUGGACAACAGUCGUUAUCUGAGUGAGGAGUUGUUCAAAGAUAUUGUGGAGGCGUGUGGGUUUAAGAUCCGAUCGUCUCGCCAUUCCAAAAAUGGGAAGUUGUUCUUCGCAGUAUGCCAAAUCGCAGAGCUGUACAAAGCUGAGCGAAAGGUAGAUAAAGCAGAAAAACGCUUGCUGAAGGAAGUACGUUAUGUGGAGAAUGCAUCUAUUAAGGGUGAAGAAUUGCUGGAUGGAGAGGAUGACGAUGAAGACAAUGUACUGGGUAGUGACGGCGAGUAUGAGAACGAAGAGGGUGAUGCCCAGGAUAGCGAUAGCGACAGUGACGGUGAGGAUGCGAAGAGAGUGAUCAAGUACCCUAGACGAGAGGUUAACCGAACACGCACCAAGUACGACAAUGGAUCGUACAACAAUUUCUGUAUCAUUGUCAAGCGUCGAGGCAAGCAGUUGCACACUGGGGUAGCCGGGGCUAAAGGCAAAGGUUCUGUUCACAAUGAGCAAGGGGUGAAAAGGGUAAAGCUGACGGCACGUGAGCAACGCAAGACGAAAGUACACGCACCCCCUACUGAGAAAGAUGUGGAGGAGAGAGGUGUCCUGACCAGUAAUAUGCGCAAGAAGAAUCGCAAGCAUAAAAAGUAUGAGGCUAGACAGGCGGCUAGGGAGGAGCGCGAGGCGAACAAAGCGUCCAAGGAGGCCCAUAAAGCGCGGACGAAGAAGAGAGAGGCGGGAUUGCGUGAUUAGUUUUGUAUUAAAUAUAAUGAUUUUUUUCCUGUGGCGUGG
Sphaeroforma arctica JP610 is the source of this 1856-nucleotide messenger RNA. RefSeq lists its product as hypothetical. Gene Ontology annotation, cellular component: nucleolus. Lineage: Eukaryota; Ichthyosporea; Ichthyophonida. The record is from RefSeq and is a predicted model, not a curated record. The transcript has a single exon. Gene Ontology annotation, molecular function: rRNA (adenine) methyltransferase activity. The coding region runs from base 105 to 1817 and encodes 570 amino acids.